Mus musculus (house mouse) is the source of this 1089-nucleotide messenger RNA. RefSeq names its product predicted gene 44988. Lineage: Eukaryota; Metazoa; Chordata; Mammalia; Rodentia; Muridae. The annotation marks the transcript as partial. The transcript has a single exon. The record is from RefSeq and is a predicted model, not a curated record.
UGUAACAAAUGUGGGAAAUCUUUUACACAGAACGCGGAACUUAAUGUUCACUACAGAAUCCACACAGGAGAGAAACCUUACAAAUGUAAUGAAUGUGGGAAAUCUUUUACACGGAACAUAGAGCUUAAAGUUCACUACAGAACUCAUACAGGAGAGAAACCUUAUAAAUGUAAUGAAUCUGGGAAAUCUUUUACACAAUCAUCAAAACUUAAAGUUCACUUCAGAAUCCACAAAGGAGAGAAACCUUACAAAUGUAGUGAAUGUGGGAAAUCAUUUACACAGAACUCUCAACUUCAAGUUCACUACAGAAUCCAUACAGGAGAGAAGACUUACAAAUGUUCUGAAUGUGGCAAAACUUUUAAAAGGAAAACAUCAUUUAAAAUUCACCAUAGAAUCCAUACAGGAGGGAAACCUUACAAAUGUAAUAAGUGUGAGAAAUCUUUUACACAGUCCUGCAAACUUCAAGUUCACUACAGAAUCCAUACAGGACAGAAGCCUUACAAAUGUAAUGCAUGUGGGAAAUCUUUUAAACAGAAUGCAGAGCUUAAAGUUCACUACAGAAUCCAUACAGGAGAAAAGCCUUACAAAUGUAAUGCAUGUGGGAAAUCUUUUAAACAGAAUGCAGAGCUUAAAGUUCACUACAGAAUCCAUACAGGAGAAAAGCCUUACAAAUGUAAUGAAUGUGGGAAAUCUUUUACACAGAACUCACACCUUCAAGUUCACUACAGAAUCCACACAGGAGAGAAACCUUACGAAUGUAAUGAGUGUGAGAAAUCUUUUACACAGUCCUGCAAACUUCAAGUUCACUACAGAAUCCAUACAGGAGAGAAGCCUUACAAAUGUCCUGAAUGUGGCAAAUCUUUUACAAGGAACACAACCUUUAAAAUUCACCAUAGAAUCCAUACAGGAGAGACACCUUACAAAUGUAAGGAAUGUGGGAAAUCUUUUACACAAUCCUACAAACUUCAAGUUCACUACAGAAUCCAUACAGGAGAAAAGCCUUACAAAUGUAAUGAAUGUGGGAAAUCUUUUAAACAGAAUGCAGAGCUUAAAGUUCACUACAGAAUCCAUACAGGAGUUAAACCUUAA